Molecule: messenger RNA, 492 nt
Organism: Grosmannia clavigera kw1407
Lineage: Eukaryota; Fungi; Ascomycota; Sordariomycetes; Ophiostomatales; Ophiostomataceae
Product: 40S ribosomal protein s8
Exons: 1
Coding region: 1-492 (163 amino acids)
Biological process (GO): translation
Cellular component (GO): ribosome
Molecular function (GO): structural constituent of ribosome
Source: RefSeq, a predicted model, not a curated record
AUGGGCGUCCUCCACAUCGCCAACACGUGCUCGCACCUGCAGAACGCAAGCAAGGCCCGCCUCGGGCUGACGUCUGUGCCGAACAACAAGUACAACCUGCGGUUUGCCCUGGCACUGCACCGCGCCGGGUUUAUCGCGUCGGUGACGCGGGCUGGCCCCACGCCGCCGGCACCCGAGGAGCUGAUGACGGGCGCACACGUUGAUGAGCCGGUCACGUCGGCCACCGUGGCCACGCGGCGGCUCUGGCUCGGGCUCAAGUACUGGAACAACGAGCCGGUGAUGAGCCGGCUACGGGCGUACUCGACGCCAAAGCGCAUGGUGACGCUGCCGCUAGCGGACCUUGAGCGCGUGGCACGCGGGUUCCCGUCGGGGCCGAUCAAGGGCCUCAACCUGGGCGAGUGCCUCUUUGUGAGCACGGACCGGGGCGUGCUGGAGGUGCGCGAAGCGCUGGAAAAGAAGAUUGGCGGGCUCGUGCUCUGCAGCGUGGCAUGA